Molecule: messenger RNA, 498 nt
Organism: Arthroderma uncinatum
Lineage: Eukaryota; Fungi; Ascomycota; Eurotiomycetes; Onygenales; Arthrodermataceae
Exons: 3
Coding region: 1-498 (165 amino acids)
Biological process (GO): regulation of transcription by RNA polymerase II
Cellular component (GO): mediator complex
Molecular function (GO): transcription coregulator activity
Source: RefSeq, a predicted model, not a curated record
AUGUCCGGCGAAGUCACCCUCAGUGUCAUUGAUAGUGACCUGAAAGAGGUAAUUCAAAACUUCUUCGAGAUCCAAUCGGCGGUGCAUGGAUACCUCGGGCCAGAAACACAACAAGAACUAGUCAGGAAGCUGAAAUCUCUCACAAUAUCUCUCAAAACCCUUUCUGAGCAUACUACACUUGACCCUUCCCUUACAGACGCCGCAUCGACACAAACCAACGUAAACUCAGCUCUAUCACAGGCGGACCCUCCCUUACACACUAUCCAACUUCCUCCUGAGAUCGUUGACUAUGUAGACGCAGCGCGUAACCCGGACAUCUACACGCGAGAGUUCGUCGAGCUAGUACAAAAGGGCAACCAGGAUUUGAAAGGGAAAGCAGAAGCCUUCUCUUCCUUUAGGGACACACUCGCGCGAGAGAUGGCUAGCGCGAUGCCCGAAUGCAAGAAGGAAGUCGUGAAAGUCGUGAAAGCAACUGGCGGCGAUGCCCAAAAUUUAUGA